Molecule: messenger RNA, 1042 nt
Organism: Apis mellifera (honey bee)
Lineage: Eukaryota; Metazoa; Arthropoda; Insecta; Hymenoptera; Apidae
Product: INO80 complex subunit C
Exons: 4
Coding region: 144-521 (125 amino acids)
Biological process (GO): chromatin remodeling
Cellular component (GO): Ino80 complex
Source: RefSeq, a predicted model, not a curated record
AAAAUAUCAUUAAAUUAAAUUUUUAUCUAUUAAACAUUGAAAAGUAAUAACUUAUAGCACAUUUAACAUUCAACUUAUGUAUACAGUAAUCGAUUUGAAAUGAUGUUAAUCUAUGGAGAUUUCUAUUUUACAUAAGAGGAAAAAUGGUAAAUGAAGAAAUAGUGGAAUUUAAUAAAAAAUCACAACCAAUUUUUAAGAAUCCAAUUUUUCAACAAAAAUUUCGAUCUACUAGUACCACUGGAAAAAAACGAACUUGGCGCUCAUUAAAACAAGUCUUAGCUCAAGAACGUACUUUACCAUGGCUUCCAGAAGUAGUGCAUUAUAGUUCUAUUAAUGCACCGCCAAGCUUUAGACCAGCAAAAAAGUAUUCUGAUAUUUCUGGAUUACCCUCACGAUAUACAGAUCCACAAACUAAAUUAUACUAUGCAACUGCAGAAGAAUUUGCAACAGUUCGAAGUCUACCAAUGGAUAUAACUGCUGGAUAUCUAGCGUUGCGCGGUGCCUCCAGUAUUGUUGGAUAAAAUAAAUGAGAAUUUUAUUUUCUAUAAUUUCCUUAUAUUUAAAUAAUAUAGAACACGGAUAUUUUAUUUUGUAAUUAUAUCAUACUUAUUGUAGAAUAACGAAAUAGGUGUAAAUCUGUAAAUUAAUUAUAAGGCUGCAAAUGUAAACAAAAAUAUAUCGAAUUUAUAAAGAGACAAAAUAAGAUUAUUUUUAAUAAAAAUUGUUUUUUUUUUUAUACAUACAUACAUUGUAUGUAUUAAGUUCUUUUAAUGGGAUUUUCUGAAAUAAACAAUUCCACAAAAAAUUUAGGUCAUUUUCAUUAUUUUAUCUCCUUCAUAUUAUACACAAGUAAUUAUUAUUAAAAAAGGAUUGUUCAUUAUAACUUAGCAUUAUGAAUUACGAAGUAAAGAAGGAUUGGAAAAUCUUUAAAAAGAAUAUUACUGUUUUUUUUUUCUCUUGACCACUGUAUUCUGUUAUGUUGACAAUUUCUUGUGCACCUUAUUUGUCUGCUACUGCAAUGUGGGCCAUUAGCAAAUUUAAU